ACUGCUCUGUGCUCGCCGGUGGGUGGCGGCGCGCUGCUCCUGCUGCAGUGCUGGUCCCGCUCAUCAGUGCUUGGCACCGAAGGCGUGGACGAGCAGAUAUGGCGAGCUCCGGCUAUGAGGACCAUGCGGGCCAGGAGGGGGAGACGUUCCUGUAUUUCGCCUACGGCAGCAACCUGCUGACCGAGAGGAUCCACCUGCGAAACCCCUCCGCCGUGUUCUGCUGCGUGGCGCGCCUGCAGGACUUUAAGCUCGACUUUGGCAAUUUCCAAGGCAAAACAAGUGAGAGGUGGCAUGGAGGUAUAGCUACCAUUUUUCAAAGUCCUGGCGAUGAAGUGUGGGGAGUAGUAUGGAAAAUGAACAAAAGCAAUUUAAGUUCUCUGGAUGAGCAAGAAGGAGUUAAAAGUGGAGUGUAUGUUGUAAUAGAAAUUAAAGUUUCUACUCAGGAAGGGGAAGAAAUAACCUGUCGAAGUUACCUGAUGACGAACUAUGAGAGUGCUCCCCCAUCACCACAGUAUAAGAAGGUUAUCUGCAUGGGCGCGAAAGAAAACGGUUUGCCACUGGAGUAUCAAGAGAAGUUAAAAGCAAUAGAACCAAAUGACUAUAAAGGAAAGAUCUCAGACGAAAUGGAAGAAAUCAUCAAAAAGGGGGAGUCAAAACUGUAUAGCUUGUAACAGGAUCUGAGGAUGUUUCUGUGUGCUAGUAUGAAGUGUUUCUAGUGUCGGCGAGCAGGAAUGUGGGACCUUCCUGUUUUUAACCUAUUGAUUUUCAACAGUGCUGUGAAGGACUUCUCACUUAGGCGAUUCCGUAUUUUCAACUGUAAAAUAAAGAACUGGGAUGGGGAUAGGAAUUAGACAAUUAAAAGGGUCCAGGAGUCCCUGGAGUGUGUAAGUGGCGAUGGCUGUGGGUUCUCCUGUGGACAUGUUUCCAUCCCGAGUCGCAUGGAAGCGUGUCAGUGUGCUCUGUGGCACAGGGUAGGUCUGCUUUCUGCUCGUUUUUGAUGAGCUUGUCAGAGUGAGCAAACUAUAGAGAGCCGGCCAUAGGAUUUUGAGAAGUAGACGGAGGAUACACUGUCCUUUGGAGUGAGUGCGUUUGUGGCUGUAAGGGGUUCCCAGCAAGUGCUCCACCUCACUCUGCUCAGCUCAGACUGCACAGAGCAGCCUCAGCCUCAUAGAGUCGGCCUUAAGUGGUGGUGUGGAUCUAGAGCCACGCUGGCCUUGAACCUGUGUCCCCCUUGCCUCCGCUUCUCCUGUAGUUGGGAUUACAGUCCUAUGCCGCUGAGCCUAGCUGAGCCUCACCACUGUCCGGUUGGGAGAUUUGAGCUUCUUUGGUUCUCUGUACCUUAGCUGCCUCAUCUGUAGGAGGAGGGAUCAUCGAAACGCCUGUAUCUUAAGCUUAUUUUGAAAGUUUCGUGAGUAAACAUAUGGCAAGUUUAGGACAGA
Messenger RNA from Peromyscus californicus insignis, 1439 nucleotides. It is a transcript of the gene Ggct, whose product is annotated as gamma-glutamylcyclotransferase. The record is from RefSeq and is a predicted model, not a curated record. The transcript is spliced from 4 exons. NCBI's taxonomy places the organism in Eukaryota, Metazoa, Chordata, Mammalia, Rodentia, Cricetidae. Gene Ontology annotation, molecular function: gamma-glutamylcyclotransferase activity. The coding region runs from base 99 to 671 and encodes 190 amino acids.